AUGUUCGAGAAAAAGUUCAACAUUGAAGUACAAACUUUACAGCCUUUACAUGAGUUUCUUGUACAACUGAAAGAAGAAGGUAGUCAGCCACAACUUAUAGACUUUCAUUAUGAAUUUAAUGAAAAUGAAGAUGGAACUCAUGUCUGUCAGUUUGUUAUAUAUUCACCAUUCAAUGAAGUAGCUAAAAAGAAAGAAAAUCCAUUACGUAUAAGAUUUCAAAUCUCUGAACCCAAUGAUGAUUUCAAGAAUGUUUUCAAUUAUGAUGCAAUGCUUCCGAGGAAAAAUGAAUUUUCAAAGAUUGUAACACCUGGCGUUUGGGAUAGAAAGCAAGCUAUAUUAUAUUCAAACUUAAGUAAGGGAGUUGAAAAUGAGUUCAUUGGUCAUACAAGAACUUCACCACUUCCUAACCCUAAAUACUAUAAAUUAACUGGCUUCAAUCGUGAGUUUUGGAUAGACAUGUUCUCCACUCAUGACCAUAACUGCCCAGUGUUCUUACCUCCAGACCAUAAGGACUGUCUCUACAUUGAAGCACAACUCUUAAACUCUACCAUUGCAGUAUUGUAA
Trichomonas vaginalis G3 is the source of this 564-nucleotide messenger RNA. RefSeq lists its product as uncharacterized. Lineage: Eukaryota; Parabasalia; Trichomonadida; Trichomonadidae. The coding region runs from base 1 to 564 and encodes 187 amino acids. The transcript has a single exon. The record is from RefSeq and is a predicted model, not a curated record.